This is a messenger RNA of Cercocebus atys (sooty mangabey), 1880 nucleotides long. It is a transcript of the gene TGIF1, whose product is annotated as TGFB-induced factor homeobox 1. Gene Ontology annotation, molecular function: DNA-binding transcription factor activity, RNA polymerase II-specific; RNA polymerase II cis-regulatory region sequence-specific DNA binding. NCBI's taxonomy places the organism in Eukaryota, Metazoa, Chordata, Mammalia, Primates, Cercopithecidae. The record is from RefSeq and is a predicted model, not a curated record. Gene Ontology annotation, biological process: regulation of transcription by RNA polymerase II.
GUUGGCGGUAGAACGCCCUAAGGACCCCCUCCCCGCGAUACGGAGGGCGGACUCGGGACAGGGAAUUGGCUCUGGGAGAAAACGCGCGGGGAGCGUCCGAGACGAGACGCCCAGUGAAAGCCGUGCCGACCCUUGAGGGGACUGACAGGUCUAGGGAGACGCGCUGUCUGUUGUGGUGGGCCUCCCCGGAAUAAGUGAGGGCUCUGUUUCAAGGAUGAUUCUAGCGCAGAGCCGGGCUUCCGCCGGGGUGGGCUCCCCGCAUUGUUCGGGCUCUGGCGUGGGCGGCUCUGAUUACUUUCCACGGCCCGCCCCCCACCUCGGGAAGCCUCAGUGCUCCUUUUCCACGGCUUUCCUGGCGUCCCCCUGACUCUCCCGCGGCACUUUCGCCUACCUCCCCCCAACGCCCUGGUCCUCCCUGGCGACCCCCUUUGCACUCUCGGGGUCCUCCUGCCCCUCCCGCGGCGCGCCUCCCACAGCGCGUGCCCUCUGCCCGGAGCUGGGGACCAAGGCUGCGCCCCGCCGGCCGCAUCGGUGGGAACUUCCGCGGUCCCCAUCCCAGGGCGCACAGGGUCCAGCUCCCCGGCGCCGACUCAUGGAAACAAUGAAAGGUAUUGUUGCAGCAUCUGGCAGUGAGACUGAGGAUGAGGACAGCAUGGACAUUCCUUUGGACCUUUCUUCAUCCGCUGGCUCAGGCAAGAGAAGGAGAAGGGGCAACCUACCCAAGGAGUCUGUGCAGAUUCUUCGGGAUUGGCUGUAUGAGCAUCGUUACAAUGCCUAUCCUUCCGAGCAAGAGAAAGCAUUGCUGUCCCAGCAAACACACCUGUCUACACUACAGGUCUGUAACUGGUUCAUCAACGCCCGCCGCAGGCUCCUCCCUGACAUGCUGAGAAAGGAUGGCAAAGAUCCAAAUCAGUUCACAAUUUCCCGCCGUGGGGCCAAGAUUUCUGACACGAGCUCUGUGGAGUCCGUGAUGGGCAUCAAAAACUUCAUGCCAGCUCUAGAGGAGACCCCUUUUCAUUCCUGUACAGCUGGGCCAAACCCAACCCUCGGGAGGCCACUGUCUCCUAAGCCGUCAUCCCCGGGAUCAGUUUUGGCUCGUCCAUCGGUGAUCUGCCAUACCACUGUGACUGCAUUGAAAGAUGUCCCUUUCUCUCUCUGCCAGUCAGUUGGUGUGGGACACAACACAGAUAUACAGCAGAUAGCGGCCAACAACUUUACAGACACCUCUCUCAUGUACCCAGAGGACACGUGUAAAUCUGGACCAAGUACAAAUACACAGAGUGGUCUUUUCAACACUCCUCCCCCUACUCCACCGGACCUCAACCAGGACUUUAGUGGAUUUCAGCUUCUAGUGGAUGUUGCACUCAAACGGGCUGCAGAGAUGGAGCUUCAGGCAAAACUUACAGCUUAACCCAUUUUCAAGCAAAACAGUUCUCAGAAAUGUCAUGAUUGCCGGGGUGAAGGCAAGAGAUGAAUUGCAUUAUUUUAUAUAUUUUUUAUUAAUAUUUGCACAUGGGAUUGCUAAAACAGCUUCCUGUUACUGAGAUGUCUUCAAUGGAAUACAGUCAUUCCAAGAACUAUAAACUCAAAGCUACUGUAGAAACAAAGGGUUUUCUUUUUUAAAUGUUUCUUGGUAGAUUAUUCAUAAUGUGAGAUGGUUCCCAAUAUCAUGUGAUUUUUUUUUUUCCUCCCCUUACCCUUUUUUGUUAUUUUUUCAGACUGUGCAAUACUUAGAGAACCUAUAGCAUCUUCUCAUUCCCAUGUGGAACAGGAUGCCCACAUACUGUCUAAUUAAUAAAUUUUCAAUUUUUUUUCAAACAAGUAUGAAUCUAGUUGAUUGAUGCCUUUUUUUCAUGACAAUAAAGUAUUUUCUUUAAAAA